AUAACCUUUAUUUCAAAUUAUUCAAUAUCAAACCAUCACUGCCAUUCUCUUCGUUGCAAACCAUCAUACCACAUUUACAACAAUGGUCAUACAUCUGCGCCUUUAACUUACAAUCAUCAACACCCGUGCCUGUACAAAACUAGACUCCAUACUUCAGAUGGUAUUGGAGUGGCUUCGAAUUUGCUCUAUCAACAUGAUCUCAAUACUCAGGUGUCCAUGAAAAGGCGUUCGAUCAGUCUGGCUCGCCAGCAGGAAAGGGAACAGUGCAAUCAGCAUUUUAUGACCUUCGAUACAUUCUGGGGCCGGCCGGGGCAUGGGGCCCAAGACAUAAAGACUAGAAAAUUAAAGUUGAACAAUUUGCUCUAUGGCACACCAGAAUGCACCUCUGAAUAGGAGAGAGAGAAAUUUCUCUCUCACAACAAAAUCACAUCUAAAUCACUACACUUAAGACAUGACAUUGUAGUAGUAAAAUAAAACACAUGACAUAAGAAAAUGUAAAUCAGACAAAAUAAUAAAGCUUGCCCUUAAGUCAAUAACCUUUACAUUGCCAUCAUCCCCCAUUAAGGCUAACCUUAUGGUGUUCAAAUGAAAAAAACAGACAUGGAAUCCUAUCCAGUCCUUAGUUGUUUCUAAAUGUUUAAGCCUCAGUCAUUUGGAAAAACUUUUAUCAACUUUCCUCGCCGAAAGAUGGUAAAAAGUUUUAUUCACCUGCAACAUGUCAGACCACAACAAACAGAAAAACCGGAAGCUUUAGUUUAUAUCUAAUAAACUUUAAGAGAGCGUAAAGUAAUACGAGCAUAUAAGUAGCUAAGCGAAAACAAAAAAAAAACUCUAAGAAAAUAUUGUUAUCUAUGUUAAUUAUGGCUUAUUAUUUUACGAUGUUUCUUUCUUCCUUUAACCACUAUUAUUCUUGCCAUCAGUUUAAGAAUGUAUCCCCGAAAGAAAA
This is a messenger RNA of Stomoxys calcitrans (stable fly), 946 nucleotides long. RefSeq lists its product as uncharacterized. NCBI's taxonomy places the organism in Eukaryota, Metazoa, Arthropoda, Insecta, Diptera, Muscidae. The record is from RefSeq and is a predicted model, not a curated record. The transcript has a single exon. The annotation marks the transcript as partial.